This is a messenger RNA of Peromyscus californicus insignis, 6852 nucleotides long. RefSeq names its product zinc finger protein 721-like. Gene Ontology annotation, molecular function: DNA-binding transcription repressor activity, RNA polymerase II-specific. Gene Ontology annotation, biological process: negative regulation of transcription by RNA polymerase II. The record is from RefSeq and is a predicted model, not a curated record. NCBI's taxonomy places the organism in Eukaryota, Metazoa, Chordata, Mammalia, Rodentia, Cricetidae.
GUGACAUAACAGGAAGCUUCCUUACUUACUGCAUCUGGGACAGCAAGCGUCUCUGCAUUCACCAUUGCAUUAAAAAAUUGUAUAUUUUAUCUGAAAAGCACCUUUAGCAUGAGAACUUGUUUCUGAGUUAGUAAAAUGACAAGACCACCAUCUGGUGGUGAGAGCAGUACAGCGCGGGAUGAACUCAGCCCUGGGCUGAUAGCGGUGGACUAACCACUGACUUCUGGAGACACCUAAUUCUUUUCAAAAUCCAGGUCACUUGUGUGACUUCUCUCACAAGUCACAACUGCAGAAUUUGGUUUUGGCUUCUCAUGUUUGUGUUGGCGAUGGGACGCUGGCAUCUGAAUUUAGCGGGUUAUCGUCUGUUGUAAAUAUGUAGCCCGGGAGGCUGGUAGUCAAGUCGAGGUUUGGCUGCCUGUGUUUUAUCUGAAGGGUUCAGACUCACUGUAGGGUUCAGAUACCAGGGUGCAGCGUCCUCCUAGAUCCAGUUCUGGUCUAGGCUGGCAGCGAGCAUGUGGGGAGGCUGUGCAGAGCGGGUCCAGGGCAGCCUGACAGCUGGAGCUGUGGGGAAGGCAGCCUGAGACAGAGUGGGAGAGGCAGGUCUAGAAGGGCGGGGACAUUCACCCGGAAACAGCGGUUGGGAGGCUGUUGGCGUUUACGUCGGUGUAGAUGAAGGGGGAGAGUGGGUGGGGCUAGAAGAGUGACGUAAACGGAAGCUGGGAAACCUCUAGACUAAAGAGCUGAAGCCAAAAGUGUCAAGUGCCCAUUCCCUGUCGUUGCACCCGGUCCUGCACCGUGGGGAACCGUGUGGUGCAGACCUGGGUGCGGAGGACCCGGCCGGGUAUUCCGGAACAUGAAACCUCCCCGGAGCCGCAGUGGCCGCGCGGGGCGGCCUGGGAAAGUCACCAGUCAGCAGCGCAGUGGCGGGAACCGCAGCCCGGCGGCCCUGGAACCUCCCAGGGCAGCAAGCCAUCAUUCAUUAUUCCUGGAAGAGAAACUUAAAGAAGAGAAACGGAAAGAAAAGGCUGAUUCUCCAGUAAACAUGUCCCAGGGUCUGUUGACAUUCAGGGAUGUGACUGUGGACUUCUCCGAGGAGGAGUGGGAAUGCCUGGACUCUGCUCAGAGGGCUUUAUACAUUGAUGUGAUGUUGGAGAAUUACAGCAACCUGGUCUCCAUGGAGAACGAUUGCAUAUGCGAUCCUGUCCACCAACAUGUGAAGACUGAAAAGGAGUCUUGUCAGUGUAAUGAGCUUGGCAAAGUGCUUCAUGACCUCUCCAAAUAUGCAAUUUAUAGAACAAGUGAAACUACAGAAAACUCUAAUAACUACAGAUGCAGUAACCACAGGGAUGCCUCUAUUGACUCAUCAAACCCAGACAGACAUGAAAGCAUGCACACUGGAGAUGAACCUUGCAAAUCUAAAGACUGUGAGAAAUCUUUAAAUUUGUGUUCCAACAUGACUCAAGAUCAGAGACCCCUCACUGCAAAGAAAGAGCACAGGCAGAGAGAAUAUCAUGACUAUUUUACCUCUGUAUACAGUCUGUUGCAAAAAACAAUCUACAUUGGAGAGACACUACACCAGUGUGGGAAAUUCUGGAAAUGCUUCAGUACUGCCUUAAGCCUCAGUGUACCCCAGGGCAUUUCUACUGGAGAGAAGCCCCACAAGUGCAACAUUUGCAACAAAUCCUUUAACCAGUGUGCAAAUCUCAAAACAUGUCAAAGACUCCAUACUGGAGAGAAGCAGCACACAUGCAGUGAGUGUGGCAGAUCCUUUACUCACUAUUCAUCGUUUAGGAGGCAUCAGAAAAUUCAUUCUCUAGAUGUAGUGUAUGAAUGUAAAAAAUGCAGUAAGUCAUUCCAUGAAUUAUCACAUCUUAAAACACAUCAGAGAAUUCACACUGGUGAGAAGCCUUACAAAUGUGAGGUCUGUGACAGAUUCUUUACCCAGCGUUCAAGUCUGAAACACAUCAAAGACUUCACACUGGCGAGAAACCUUACAAAUGCAAAGAUUGUGGAAAGUCAUUUCCACAGCUGUCAGCAUUUCAUAGCCAUCAGAAAAGGCAUACUGGAGAGAAGCCUUACAAAUGUAAGGACUGUGACAAAUCCUUUGCCCACUAUUGCAAUUUCAGGAGACAUCAGAAAAUGCAUACUGCUGAGGAACAUUGUAGUUGUCAAGAAUGUGGCAAGGUCUUUCAUCAGCUUUCACACUUUAGAAGACAUUACAGAAUCCAUACUGGUGAGAAGCCCUACAAAUGUGAGGGCAGCAAGCCAUCAUUCAUUAUUCCUGGAAGAGAAACUCAAAGAAGAGAAACGGAUGGAAAUGGCUGAUUCUCCAGUAAACAUGUCCCAGGGUCUGUUGACAUUCGGGGAUGUGACUGUGGACUUCUCCCAGGAGGAAUGGGAAUGCCUGGACUCUGCUCAGAGGGCUUUGUACAUUGAUGUGAUGUUGGAGAAUUACAACAACCUGGUCUCCGUGGAGAACGACUGCAUAUGCGAUCCUGUCCACCAACAUGUGAGGACUGAAAAGGAGUCUUGUCAGUGUAAUGAACUUGGCAAAGUGCUUCAUGACCUCUCCAAAUAUGCAAUUUAUAGAACAAGUGAAACUACAGAAAACUCUAAUAACUACAGAUGCAGUAACCACAGGGAUGCCUCUAUUGACUCAUCAAACCCAGACAGACAUGAAAGCAUGCACACUGGAGAUGAACCUUGCAAAUCUAAAGACUGUGAGAAAUCUUUAAAUUUGUGUUCCAACAUGACUCAAGAUCAGAGACUGUACACUGCAAAGAAAGAGCACAGGCAGGGAGAAGAUGAUGACUAUCUCACCUUUGUAUACAGUCUUUUGCAACAAACAAUUGGAAAAUCACCAUACCGGUGUGGGAAAUGUGAAAGAUGCUUCAGUACUGCCUUAAGCCUCAGUGUACCCCAGAGAAUUCAUACUGGAGAGAAGCCCCACAAGUGCAACAUUUCUGACAAAUCCUUCACCCAUUAUACAAAUCUUAAAAGACAUCAAAGAUUCCAUGUUGGAGAGAAGCCUUACAAAUGCAAUGACUGUGACAGAUUCUUUACCCACUAUUCAUCAUUUAGAAGGCAUCAGAAAAUUCAUUCUUUAGAGAAAUUAUACAAAUGUAAAGAAUGUGGUAAGUCCUAUAUUGAAUUAUCACAUCUUAAAAGGCAUUACAGGAUCCACACUGGUGAGAAGCCUUACAAAUGUGAGGUCUGUGACAGAUCCUUUAACCAGUGCUCAAGUCUGAAAACACAUCGAAGACUUCACACUGGCGAGAAACCUUACAAAUGCAAAGAUUGUGGAAAGUCAUUUCCUCAGUUGUCAGCUUUUAAUAGCCAUCAGAAAAGGCAUACUGGAGAGAAGCCUUACAAAUGUAAGGACUGUGACAAGUCCUUUGCCCACUGUUCCAGUUUCAGGAGACAUCAGAAAACCCAUACUGCUGAGGAACAUUGUAGUUGUCAAGAAUGUGGCAAGGUCUUUCAUCAGCUUUCACACUUUAGAAGACAUUACAGAAUCCAUAGUGGAGAGAAACCUUACCAAUGUGAGGUAUGUGACAAAUCCUUUUCCCAGGACUCAACCCUUAGAAGACAUCAGAAAAUUCAUACUGGGGAGAAACCUUACAAAUGUAAGGAGUGUGACAAAUCCUUUACUCGGGAUUCAAAUCUUAGAAAACAUCAGGAAAGACUUCAUACUGGAGAGAAGCCAUGGAAAUGUAAAGAAUGCGGUAAGUCCUUUAAGUGGUUGUCUCACCUUAAAACCCAUUGCAGAAUCCACACUGGAGAGAAACCUUACAAAUGUAAUGAAUGUGAUAAGGGCUUUUCUCGGUUAUCUAGACUUAAAAGCCAUUACAGAAUCCACACUGGAGAGAAACCUUAUAAAUGUGAGGAAUGUGGUAAGUGCUUUUCUCGAUUAUCGAGACUUAAAAGCCAUUACAGGAUCCACACUGGAGAGAAACCUUACAAAUGUAAGGAAUGUGGCAAAGCCUUUACCCACUGCACGGGUCUUAGUACACAUCAGAAAAUUCAUACUGGGGAGAAGCCCCACAAAUGCAAAGACUGUGGUAAAGCCUUUUAUCUGUUGUCAACACUUAAGGAACAUUACAGAGUCCACACGAGAGAGAAGCCUUACAAGUGCAAAGAAUGUGGUAAGUUCUUUCACUGGUUGUCGGGCCUUAAAAGCCACUACAGGAUUCACACUGGAGAGACGCCGUACAAAUGUGCGGAGUGUGACAAAUCAUUUUCUCAGUUGUCAAGACUUAAAAGCCAUUACAGAACCCAUACUGGGGAGAAAUCUCGCAAAUGUGUAGAGUGUGACAAAUGCUUUACCCGCUGCACAGCUCUUAAAAGGCAUCAGAAAAUUCAUGCUGAUGAAAAACCCUACAAAUGUGAAGAGUGCAGCAAGUGUUUUUAUGUGUUCUCACACCUUAAAAGCCAUUGUAGAACCCACACUGGGGAGAAACCCUACAAAUGUGAGGAAUGUGGUAAGUGCUUUUCUCAGUUGUCAAAACUUAAAAACCAUUACAGGAUCCAUACUGGAGAGAAACCUUACAAAUGUAAGGAAUGUGACAAGUCCUUUACCCACUGCACAGCUCUUAGUACACAUCAGAAAAUUCACACUGGGGAGAAACCUUACUCAUGCAAAGACUGUGGUAAAGCCUUUUAUUUGUUGUCAAGACUUAAGGAACAUUACAGAGUCCACACUGGAGAGAAACCAUACAAGUGCAACGAAUGUGGUAAGUUCUUUCAUUGGUUGUCGAACCUUAAAAGACAUUCCAGAAUCCACACUGGAGAGAAACCCUACAAAUGUGGAGAAUGUGACAAGUCCUUUACCCACUGCUCGAGUCUUAAGGCUCAUCAGAAAAUUCAUGCUGGGGUGAAGCCCUACAAAUGUGAAGUAUGUGGCAAGUCCUUUUAUUGGCUGUCAAACCUUAAAACCCAUUCCAGAAUCCACACUGGAGAGAAACCGUACAAAUGUAAUGAAUGUGACAGAUCCUUUACCCAGCGAUCUCUUCUUACAAAGCACAACAGGAUCCAUACUGGAGAAAAACACGAACAUAAGAAACUUGUGAGAGCUUUUAAUGAAUGAUUAAAUCAUAGAAAUCCCAAGAGUGUAUACUGAAGAAAAAUUCUUCAGCUGUAGCAAUAUUUAAAAAUCAUUCCUAAGAACAUUUUACUUGUUCAACCUCAAAAAAUUCAUGAGGAUAAAUUGUAAUCAGAAAAUUAAUACCAGAAAGAAACUACUUUUGUGAAAUCCUCAUGUCUUGUACAUUAGGAAUUUCAUAUCUUGUAAUUCCAUGCUAGAGAGCCCAAGAACUGCACUGAAUUUUUCAAAGUUUUUACCUGGUGUUAAGAUUAUAGCUACAUCUGAAAACUCAUCCUGAAGGGAAAACCCAGAAAACUCCUAGCAAGAGCAUGAGAAACGUUAAAGACAUAACCUGUGAAUGUGACACAUGUACAUGCAUAUGCACAGCUAGGAAAUCCCAAAAAGUAUGCAGGAACACCAUUUUUCAGUACUCAAGAAAGUUGGAGAAGUAUUUACUCCAACUGAAAAGCACAGUGAUUCACAUAGAAACGCUAAGACACAAUCGACAUUAGACAGACAAGCAUGUUACAAAGAAGAAAAUCAAGUGCGUAAGUGAAUUUGUCCUGUAUUUGAGUGGAGGAAGAUAGUUCUGUUUGAGUAAAUAUAAUAGUAUUCUUACUGACAUUUUGGUAGUACUACUGUUGGGAUUUGCUGAAAUGUAAACACAGUGGUUUGUUUAAACUUGGAUACGUCCGUGCUCUCUUGCUUACGGAUGGUUUUAUGAUAAUGUGUAUCAGUUGUUGCUGCAUCAGUGCUGAUGAACCUGAGACAGGCGUCAGGGAAGUUAGAUAGUUAGGGACUGGUCACUAACCAUCUGUGGGCACAGAUCAAAUGGACAAGACUCCUGAGGGCAAAUUCAGAGGAUCCUGGGGUCAAAACUCUUCUUCGUGCAGGUGCUGCACAGACCAAGGCACCUCUGCUUGGUGACCUUUUGGUAACUACCCUGGUUCAUGACAGUGUUCCGGUCCAAGGAGAAUUCUGUCAUUGUGUGCCUGGGAAGACUACUCCUUUUUCACCACUUUCCCCUGACUGUUGGUUACUGGUUCACUGUUUAAAGCAGCCUUCGCCACCCGAGCAGAGUCCUGUCUUGGAAUCCCUUUGGUCCCAGGCGUUAUUCUCCCCUUUUGUUUCUGACACAUGGUGUUUACCCGGAGUUCAGUUCUCUUUGUGUGUGGGCAGGAUUCUGAGGUCAUAGGUGCCGCCAUUGGAACUUGCUGCCAGCUGCUCCCAGAAAUCUACUGUGUGUUUUAGCUCCAUGAAGAAUUAGUAGCCUAAGCACACUUCAUCACUAUAGCACAAAUGGAGAUGAGCUUUAUUUGCAGGAGAAGGAGGAAUACACUUACAUAUGAGGUAAGUAUGCUGGGCAACAGGAAGAGAAAAGGGCUAUCCUGGCAUUCAGCAGGCAGAGGCAGGGGCAUCUCAAAAACAUUUUACAGAUCCCUGAAAAAAAAUGGGCAAAUCCAUGGAAUUAGUGAUUUCUAUCUGGAUGUCCUCAGUGAAAUGUAUGUGGAAAAAUAGAGAUAUCAGAGGAAAAUAAAAUCGAAUAUUAGAGAAUGUGUAGUUGUGUUGAACAGUGUACGCCAUGAAACUCACACGUUUGCCUUCUUUGGAAAUGGUGAAUAAUAACUGUAAGUUUCCAUCCUUAGUAAAGUAACAUUCCUCCUAUUGUAAUCUACAUUUUUUUUUGUAAAACCACAUGCAAUUUUGUAAUAUUUUGCAACUCUGUGUAAGGUGAUUUUUUAAAUAAAUAAAACAUCUGUGUUUAAUUA